Messenger RNA from Dendrobium catenatum, 1947 nucleotides. Its product is annotated as disease resistance protein RGA2-like. Gene Ontology annotation, biological process: defense response to other organism. Gene Ontology annotation, molecular function: ADP binding. The transcript has 5 exons. The record is from RefSeq and is a predicted model, not a curated record. NCBI's taxonomy places the organism in Eukaryota, Viridiplantae, Streptophyta, Magnoliopsida, Asparagales, Orchidaceae. The coding region runs from base 112 to 1947 and encodes 611 amino acids.
CUCCUAAAUUCAAUUAAAAUUCUAGUUAUUAGAAAGUGAGUGGAUAUGUUUAUCAAUAUGUUGAUUAUGCAUGAAAACUAUUAUUAGGUGUCACUACCUCCCUCUAAUUCAAUGAAAAUUCCCAUUUCAUGCGACAUGACCAAGAGCAUCAUUGAGAUCAUAAAGAAAUUUGAUGAGAUUGCACAUGAUAGAAAAGUUCUUCAUCUUAGUGAAAAAGAAGCACAAAGGAGGCCUCCUUCCAAUAAUGUUAUAAAGAGGUCACCAACAAGUUCUCUUCAGCUUGAAUAUGAUGUUAUUGCAAGGGAGGAUGAAAAGAGAAAGAUAAUUCAAUUGUUAAUGUCUCAUGCAGAGGCAGACAACAUUGUAAUUCCCAUUGUCGGCAUGGGGGGUGUGGGAAAGACAACACUUGCUCAACUCGUAUACAAUAAUCCUGUGGUAUGCCAAUAUUUUUACUGGAAGGUGUGGGUGCAUGUCUCUGAAGAAUUUGAUGUUCUAAGAAUAACACAACAAAUUGUGACAUCUAUUUUGGGUUCAUCCAGACACAAUGAUAUUUAUAACUUAAAUGAUCUUCAUUGUCUACUCAAGAAGACUCUAUUUGAUAAAAAAUAUCUUAUUGUCCUUGAUGAUAUUUGGAACAAGAGAUUAGAUUUGUGGGAGGCCUUCCAAGCACCCUUUUAUGGUACUGGAAUGGGAAAGAUUAUUAUAACAACUCGAUAUAUGCCAGUUGUUGAUAUCAUGCAAACAAUGUCCCCACUUCAACUUGAAUGCUUAAAUGAAGAAAAGUCAUGGUUAUUGUUCCAAAGACAUGCCUUCCAUGGUUGGAAGCCGGAUCAACAGCUUAAUUUUGAACAACUUGGGAGGAGAAUUGCCAAGAAAUGUGGCGGAUUGCCUUUAGCUUUAAAAACUAUUGGGGUGUUUCUACGAAAUGAAUUUAAUAAGCAAACAUGGAAGGAUGUGUUAAACAAUACUUUAUGGGAACCCAAAGCAAUUAUUUUGUCAACACUAAGGAUAACCUACAAUCACUUGCCAUCAUAUCUUAAACCAUGCUUUCUUUAUGCAUCGUUGUUCCCAAAGGAUCAUUACUUUAAGAAAUUAGAAUUGAUAAGAAUGUGGAUCGAUCAAGGUUACAUUCAACUCACAGAAAGACAAAUUUUAUGGGAAGAUAUUGCAAUUGAAUACUUUGAAGACUUGGUGAGAAUGUUGUUUUUUCAAUGCUCAAAAGAUAAAGGAUUCUUUUUGCAUGAUAUGGUGCAUGAUUUAGCUCAAUCUAUAACUGUUGACCUCGAGGAGCUGCAGAAUACAGAGCAGAGAAUUGAUGAGAUUAAAAGGAUAUGGAUUGAGACUGUUGAAGCGUUAGAUGAGGUGAAAAAUGCUACAUUCAUUUUCAAUUUACUUGAUGAGGUUAUUGAGGAGAUUGGAGAGCAAUUGGUUAUCCAGGUAGUGACUAAUAAUGCCAGUGCAUAUAAGCAGCUGGUCUUAAGCUUGAUGAGAAAGUUUUCAAAGAAGGAAAUCAUUCGCCCUGCAACCACUAGGUUUGCCACAUCCUAUUUGACACUGCAGAGCCUGAUGGAAGUGAGGCAACCUUUGGAAGCAAUGUUUACAUCAACUGAAUGGCUUAACUCUGCUUGGGGGAAGAAAAGUGAGUGGAAGGAAAUAAGAAAGAUUAUUCUGAAUGAUAAAUUUUGGGCUAUUGUGACCUAUGCCAUAUUGAGCACGAGACCCUUAGUGCAAGUACUAUGCUUAGUGGAUGCAGAGAAGAAACCAGCUAUGCGUUUUAUUUAUAAUGCUAUGGAUGAGGCCAAGGAGUUGAUUGCACACAACUUGGGAGGAGAGGAGGCAAAUUAUAGGGAGAUUUGGGAUAUCAUUGAUGCUCGGUGGGAGGUGCAGUUACACCGUCAUCUACAUGCAGAGGCAUAUUAUCUCAAUCCUCAAUUUCAAUAUUCAUAG